AUGACGGAGACAAACAGUAAAGAGCAAGAUGUUUUUGAGCUUCCGGGUCAGGUCGGACGAAAAACAGGAUUUCGAAUGACCAGAACACCAAAGAAGGACAAAAAUGGACUCGAGAAUUUGGAGGAUUUUUUCCUUUCCGAUGAUGAGUAUAGUGGUUCGGAAUCGGUGAAGCCUGCGGAAAGUAUCAGAAGACUGAAGAUACGGCGUGCAAAAGUACAUAAAAUAGCACUACCAGAGCCACAGGUUGUUGAAGUAAGCGAUGAUGAUGUUCCAAAGGCAUAUUCAAGUUCUGGAGACGAGAGUGACGACAAUGAAGAUAGCCGAGCGGAUGAAUUGAUUAAGUCGGCAGCAGUUUUUGGCUCUCCUAUAAAACCUAGUUUUCGAGGAGUAAAUUCAGAAGAAAAUUCGAGUAAUCACGAAUUAGAAUCAGAAAAUGACCAAGUGCCUGACGAGGAUGCAGAUAAAAUAGUUCAACGACCAAAAAGCAAAGACAAAGUCGCAUCCGUGAAAUCACCUGAAAAUAAUGCUACAGUUGAUCCACUCUCGAAAUCUUCUGACAGCUCUAAGCGAUUGCUUAAGAAUUCGUCUAGUCUGACGAAACAAAUUGCAUUACAUCAGAAAGGUCGCUCAAAGAAGUUUGACUAUAUAUCUGUCUCUAGCGAUGAGGAUGAGCAACUGAUAGAUGGCAAGAAAGAAAGUAUCGAUAAGGACAAUAACUCCGGUGAUGAAGUCAUAGCACAGCAGAGUAAAAGCAUAGUUCGAAACAGCCUUAAAUCUGCAAAGAGAUUAUCUUCUGAGGUGAAUAAACCAUCUAAAACCAUUGAAACAAGCACCAAAAAUUCUAAUGCGAGAAGUAAAAUCAAAGCCAAGAACCAAAGCAAAGCUAAACAAUCAAGACGACAUAAACCAAAGCCACAAACUAGUAUUCAAAAGCCAAUUAGACAUUCCACCCGGACGAAAGUGAAACCCGUUGCAUGGUGGAGAAAUGAACGCGUUGUGUAUAAAAUGAAAAAAGAGCAUGGGGCUUAUGUCAGAGAAGUUGAAAAUGUCGUUCAUAGACCUGAUGACCUAACUGUGGAUAACGAGCGUCGCUUAAAGCGAAUUGAAGCUCGAUCUCCAUCACGUUCCCCUAAAAGGCGUCGCAAGUCACACAGCAUAACCAAUCGAACUAGAGUUGUACAUAAGGCCUCCCAAAAUCCGGAAAAUCUAAUUAUCGACUUGGAUGCUGAUGUGGGAGCAGCAUACGGUGAGAACAAUGAUCUCAAUGGUCGGGUAUAUUCGACUGUACAAAAAGGUGACGAGAAAGAAGAAGAACAAGAAAGUACUGUUUCUCGUCGUGAAUCAUUAGAAAAUAAUCAUAGAAGGAAGUCAACCUCUGGAAGUGUCCGUUUGAAUGCUCGAGAAGCAAGAUGGAUGAAGGAUAAAUCCUUAACUAUUCCCGUUUUCGAUGGCCCAGGUUCUGAGAAACAGAUUGAAAGAACGGUUGCGUGGGCUCCGAACCAAUCAAAGAAUAUUACAAUUAUCAGGAACAAGAAGGAAUACUUUAAAAUUAAAACAUUAUUUGAUCAAGAUGUUGAGUUUAGUGGAGCAGGAAUAUUAGAACUUCCUGUCAAUUCCCGAAAGUCUGUCAAAUCAAAUGAAGAUACAUACUUUGUGUUUUAUGUUAUCGAUGGAAAAUUGGAAGUUUCUAUAUCGCAUAAUGUUUUUGUUGUUACCCAAGGAAGCUCCUUUGAAAUUCCGAUGGGAAACUUUUAUCGCUUUGAGAAUAAGGGUGAUAAGCCAGCAAAGCUCUUUUUUGUUCAAUCAAAAUAUGUUGUGGUUGCUGAUCCUGAUGAUAGUGAUCUUCAAAGUGCAGAGGAAUGA
Molecule: messenger RNA, 1863 nt
Organism: Brettanomyces bruxellensis
Lineage: Eukaryota; Fungi; Ascomycota; Pichiomycetes; Pichiales; Pichiaceae
Exons: 1
Coding region: 1-1863 (620 amino acids)
Biological process (GO): kinetochore assembly; attachment of mitotic spindle microtubules to kinetochore; spindle attachment to meiosis I kinetochore
Cellular component (GO): kinetochore
Molecular function (GO): centromeric DNA binding
Source: RefSeq, a predicted model, not a curated record